CCGGUUUUGCCUUCGCGCACUUUGGCUGUUGGAUGAUAAGUUUUGUAUCAUUGUAAAGACAAGUUUCAGCAAAAAUGUAAACAAAAGUUGACACCAUCUAAAGGAAUUCUAGAAAAAUGACGGAGAGGCCAUCUCAUUUUUCCUCCCAGGGACUGAGCCAUAGCUUCAGUAUGGCGAGUCUUGCUGAGGGGAGCAGUGAGCCUAUCUCAGAGGCUGAAGAAAUAAAUGAGAUGAAAUCACUAACUGAAAUGGGAAACAAAGCAAUGCAGAUUCGAGACUUUAAUGAAGCCAUCAAGCACUACGAUGAAGCUCUAGAAAUUGAUGAUAAAAAUGUUGAGGUUUUAAAUGCCAGAAUACUCGCUUUUAUUGAAAUGAAAGAUUUUAAAAGGGCACACAAAGAUGCAGAAUACUGGAUUUCACUGGAUUCAGACAGUGCAAAGGCUUUCAGGUUCUUAGGAAUGACCUUACAUGAACUGGACAGACCUGGAGAAGCCUUGAAUGCCUUCUUGACAGCUCUUGACCUUGACCCUCAGAGUGCUGAUGAACUGACCACUAGUAUAGCUACUGUGUCCACAUUCUUCUGUGAAAUACCCCCAGAUGUCCUCAGAAAGAUCAAAGGAAUGGACCCCUACAAGAAGCUAAGUGAGGUUGGAGUCUGUUUAUUCCAAAGCAAGAAAUAUGAGCUAACUAUCAAGAUUCUAGAGGCAGCUCAAAAGUUUGAAACAAACCAGAAAGGAAUAACAAUGAGAGUGCUUCUAACAAUGGCAAAUUCCUUCUCGGCCCUAAGGAAGAAUGAACAAGCAAUUAACUUGUACCAAGAAUGUCUCAGCACAGCCAUGGCUACCCAUGAGCAGAUAUACCAGACAAAAUCAUUGGUUAACAUUGCUACAUUAUAUUUGGAAAUUAAAGAUACCCAUCAGGCCAUUGUGUACUAUGAGAAAUUGUUAGAUUUGGAGGCAGAGAUCAGAGAAGAGGCUGGGUCUGAAGAAAAUUUUCCUGAUUUUUGGACAAAAGAGUUGCAAUGUGGACUUCAUUUGAAUUUAAGUAUUGCUUACAAAUCCAUUGGAAACAUGGCAUAUGCUGAAAAACAUGCUCGAAAAUAUGUGAAACUACUGGAGAAGUUUGGUAUUGAAGGACGUGCACAGUCAGAGUCAUACCACAACACGGGAAUGUUGAAUGAAAUUCUGGGAAAUUUUAAUGAAGCUUUGAAAAAUUAUUCCUUGUACCUCAGGGUCUGCAAAAAGAAUGGUGACAAAAAAGGCAUGGCUCAGGCAUAUGGCUGUUUAGGAAGUGUAUAUGCCGCAAUUCGAAAUUGGAAACUAUCAAUUACUUACCAUGAACAGCAUAUUGCCAUGGCCAAAAAAUUUAAUGAUCCCAAAAUGUUAGUCAUUGCUUAUGAAAUGAUGGCAGACACAUACAUGGUCAAGGAGGACUUUGACAAAGCUGUUGAAAAUUACAAUCAAAUGUUAAAUUCAUGCAUAAGAACAGACUACAGAGCUAAAUCUAUGGCCUUCUGUAAACUUGGCAAUGCUUACAGAGAUAUGAAAAAGAUUCAGUAUGCCAUUGGAUUUUAUGAACAAGCUUCCAAUCUGGCAGAGGAUUUUGAUUAUGUAGAUAUUUUAACCAUGUGUCACUACAACCUAGCCUGUAUCAAAAGACACUCAAAACAAAUGAUGGAAAUUGAGGAAGCUAGGAAAUAUUUCGAAAAACUUAUUCCUUUAUUUGAAACAAAAAUUCGGGAACACAGAGAUGAAGAUACAUACUGCCCAUCAGAAUAUUAUUCCCAGCUCCAAGAAUGCUACGAUGGUAUUCAAAAUGUCUUAUGCAAAAUGGGAAACAAAGAAGAAUGUUUGCAGUAUGCUGAAGCAUACAGGAAACGCUUUAUUACUCAGAUCAAGGGACACCCUGUGUCGUACAUAAACUUUGGGCCACAGACCGAUUUCUGGGCAGUGGAUCGUAUGUCCCGAUUGGUCAAUGAACAGAAUGCCGCUGUGGUUUACUAUUCGGUUCUCAGCCACCGAGUUCUGAGUUGGGUGUUUGUACCGGGAAGUGGUUUGGUGCGGUUCUACUCUGGGAAGUCAGCUGAUGUGGAAGAUAUGCAAGAUAGGAUCCAGAUUUGCUUGGAUGGUCUUAAAAACACACCCGACUGGAAAACCAUGCAGAAUUCUUGUGAAGACCGCUGCUUGCCAAUUAGAAAUGCUCAACUACAGUACACAAGGAGAAAGAACUUAGCCCUCGGAAAAGAUGUGAAACAAGACACAACAAACAAAGACUUGUCAGAAGAGGGAAGCCCAAACAAAAUUCUGUUUAAUCUCCUUUUAGCCCCUGUGGAAGACAUUCUUAUGAAACUCCCCCAGAAGAGCCACCUUAUAAUUAUUCCUGACAAGAACUUGUAUGACUGUCCAUUUGGCAUCCUCCAAGACUGGAAUGCCAGAUACUUGUGUGACAGGUUUCAUUUGACUUUAUUGCCCAGUCUGUUUGCUCUGGAAAAAGUCAUUAACAAUGAAAUGAACUAUAUGAAAGCCCAAGAUGACCUUGACUUUGAAAGAAGCCAAACUAGAAAUGGGGGGAUGAACAGAGUUCUGGCGCAGAUGGUAAUGACCAAUGCAAUCAGUCCCGACGUGGAAAAAGAAGACACACAUGAUUCAUAUGACUUACGGAAAACAGCUAACCCUAGACUUCUGACUACAAUGUUGGGCAUGCCUGCUUCAGCAGGAAGCAAUAAAGGAGAAAUGAACUUAAAAGGUACACUCCCUUCUUCUCAAGAAUCUCUCAGAGGUGUGUUUUCUCCAAGAAAGCCUUUACCGGGCAUUGUAACUCAUAACACUGCCAAUAAAUAUCAGUCCCAAAUUGGUAGCCCACUGCCCAUGGAAAAAAUGCUGAAUGCUCAUACAUACACAAUUUUGACCAAUAGGACUUCAACAGGAACUGACAUCACUUCCUCUACCAUGUGUAUUACAUCAUACCAGCAGAUUUGUGAUACAGAUAAAUGUGUGGUCUUUGGAAAUCCAAAACUCCCUGAAAAACUUCUUGUUUAUGACUGUGAAUGGAAGCCAGCCAAUGUAUAUCUACCAGCAGCUAAAAGGGAACUGAGUGCUGUAGCUUCCUAUCUCAAUGUUCAUCCUAUCACAGGACCAGAUGCAACCAAGGAGAAUUUCAUAUCAAGCAUAGAAAAUGCUACAGUCAUUCAUAUAGCAUCCUAUGGUUGUUGGAAGGAGGGAUUCAUUGUUUUCACUCCUGGGGAGGUGAAGUUACAUGAGGGUCCUCCUCAGCAGUCCUCCUUUAUUCUCUCACUGGAGGACAUCAUACAGCUAAAACUGAGGGCCAAGAUUGUGGUCCUCAAUAUUGGAUAUGGUCCUAACAGAUACAAAGAGUGUCUUCCUCCUGGCUUUACUUUGCCAUCAGCCUUCCUCAAUGCUGGUGCUCAGUGUGUAUUAGUAAGCAUGUGGUCUCUGCCAAACAUUGCUAUGGAGAAGUUCUACUACCACUUCUAUACCACCUUAAAUAAGGGAGCACUGGUCACUGAUGCCCUUGGUGCAGGCAUUAAAGGUCUCAGG
Saccostrea cuccullata (small rock oyster) is the source of this 3557-nucleotide messenger RNA. Its product is annotated as tetratricopeptide repeat protein 28-like. The transcript is spliced from 9 exons. The record is from RefSeq and is a predicted model, not a curated record. The annotation marks the transcript as partial. Gene Ontology annotation, molecular function: protein binding. NCBI's taxonomy places the organism in Eukaryota, Metazoa, Mollusca, Bivalvia, Ostreida, Ostreidae.